UCCUUCGCCCUCUUUCCCGACCCGGGUCACGGCUGCAGGCGGUACCUUCCCCCAGCCCCAGUGGGCGGGUGGCAGGCAACAUGGAGAAUGCUGAAGGAGGUGACCCGACCAUGACUGAGGAGUCUCCACCGGCCAAGGUGGGAACUGAGCACAUCACUUCACAGGUGUCUCAGGAAGAACAGGGGCAGCUUCUUUUUCAUGAGGAAACCAUUGAUCUUGGUGGAGAUGAAUUUGGUUCUGAAGAGAAUGAGACCAUAUCAGAAGAGUCUAAUAAUUUUGUAGAUAAGCUUAAUGAACACAUGAUGGAAAGUGUCCUCAUUUCUGAUUCUCCUAAUAACAGUGAAGAUGACGUGGGUGACCUUGGUUGUUUGCAGGAUGUGGUGGAACCCAUAGAAAGCAAUGCUGAUCAUAGACUGGAAAAUAUCACAGAUAAAGAAGAAAUGGACACUCUGAGUAAUGGCAGUGAAACUGAUGGAGACAAUACACCAAAAGACGUCUCCGACAUGACCUCUGAUAGCAGAGGGUCUUUGAAAGAGGACUCCACAAAAAAAGGGAAAGGUAUGUCUGCAUUUGAGAAUGAAAAGGCAGAGAACUCAGCACCAAGGGAAGAAAAGACCCACCCAGAAGAGCAGGUCUCAGAAAUGUCUUCCAGUCGAUCCUCAUCUAAAGAUGAGCCUGUUCCUGUGUGCACCAUUUUCAGCAAGUCCAGUUCAGCACCUGCCCAGCCUCACUUGUUUCUGCACGAUGGCUUCGAGUCUCAAAUGGUAAAAUCUCCUAGUUUCAGCAGUGCUAGUGAGACAUCAGCAAAGACCCCUCCUCAGGUGGUCCAACCCAGUCCCAGCCUGAGUAAAUUUUUUGGAGAUACGGUCAACACUAAUUCUUUGGCCUCUGACUUCUUUGAUUCCUUCACUACUUCCACUUUCAUUUCUGUCAGUAAUCCUAAUGCAGGCUCUUCAGUUCCAGAAAAAUUGUCUUCACUCACUAGUCCGGUGGGAGAAACAUCCCCUGAUUCUGCAGACCCUUCAUAUUCUGCAGGGAUUGAAAAAUCAGAAUCAGGUGUUUGCACAGCUUCUAUAGAAAUUCCUGAGUCUCCAAAACCAUUUUCACAGAUCCAAGCAGUAUUUGCAGGGAGCGAUGACCCCUUUGCCACAGCCUUGAGCAUGAGUGAGAUGGACCGAAGGAACGAUGCCUGGCUUCCCAGCCAGGGGACCCAAGACAUCCUGACUGCGGUAGCCACCCAGCAGUACAGCACUGUGUUCGUAGACAAGGAGAACCUCACCAUGCCAGGCCUCAGGUUCGACAACAUCCAGGGAGAUGCAGUUAAAGACUUGAUGCUUCGUUUUCUGGGUGAAAAAGCAGCAGCAAAGAGACAAGUCCUAAAUGCCAGCUCAGUGGAGCAGUCUUUUGUGGGAUUGAAACAGCUAAUCAGCUGCAGAAAUUGGAGGGCAGCAGUGGACUUGUGUGGACGCCUCCUCACAGCCCAUGGCCAGGGCUAUGGCAAGAGUGGGCUGCCCACCAGCCAUACGACAGACUCACUGCAGCUUUGGUUUGUGCGGCUGGCGCUCCUGGUGAAGUUGGGCCUUUUCCAAAAUGCCGAAAUGGAAUUUGAACCCUUUGGAAAUCUUGAUCAGCCAGAUCUUUAUUAUGAAUACUACCCUCAUGUGUAUCCUGGGCGUAGGGGCUCCAUGGUCCCCUUCUCCAUGCGCAUCUUACAUGCAGAGCUUCAGCAGUAUCUGGGGAAUCCACAGGAGUCACUGGAUAGACUGCACGGGGUAAAAACCAUCUGCAGCAAGAUCCUGACGAAUUUGGAGCAAGGCUUGGCUGAAGAUGGCGGUAUGAGCAGCGUGACACAGGAGGGCAGACAAGCUUCCAUCCGGCUGUGGAGGGCGCGUCUGGGCCGAGUGAUGUACUCCAUGGCUAACUGUCUGCUCCUGAUGAAGGAUUAUGUGCUUGCCGUGGAGGCAUAUCAUUCUGUCAUCAAGUACUACCCAGAACAAGAGCCUCAGCUGCUCAGCGGCAUUGGCCGAAUCUCCCUGCAGAUUGGAGACAUAAAAACAGCCGAGAAAUAUUUUCAAGAUGUUGAAAAAGUAACACAGAAAUUGGAUGGACUACAGGGUAAAAUAAUGGUUUUAAUGAACAGAGCAUUCCUUCACCUUGGUCAAAAUAACUUUGCAGAAGCCCACCGAUUCUUCACAGAGAUUUUAAGGAUAGAACCAACAAAUGCAGUGGCCAACAACAAUGCUGCUGUGUGUCUGCUCUACCUGGGGAAGCUCAAGGAUUCGCUGCAGCAGCUGGAGGCCAUGGUGCAGCAGGACCCCAGGCACUACCUGCACGAGAGUGUGCUGUUCAACCUGACCACCAUGUACGAGCUGGAGUCAUCCCGCAGCAUGCAGAAGAAGCAGGCCCUGCUCGAGGCCGUUGCUGGCAAGGAGGGAGACAGCUUUAACACGCAGUGCCUCAAGCUGGCCUGAUCUGCCCCAGGCCACUCCAGGAACCACCCAGAUCUUUGUAAGCUGUGUACAUGGGAGCUAAUGUGUGACUGUGACUCCGAGGGAUUCAAUAAAGCUCUGAUUUAAUUGACA
Molecule: messenger RNA, 2582 nt
Organism: Carlito syrichta (Philippine tarsier)
Lineage: Eukaryota; Metazoa; Chordata; Mammalia; Primates; Tarsiidae
Gene: TRAPPC12
Product: trafficking protein particle complex 12
Exons: 12
Coding region: 81-2471 (796 amino acids)
Cellular component (GO): TRAPP complex; Golgi apparatus
Molecular function (GO): protein binding
Source: RefSeq, a predicted model, not a curated record